AUGGCGGGCCGGCAGCGGCACCGGCUGCUGCUGGAGAACGCGGAGCAGCUGGUGCUGGUGUGCGGCCGGCGGGAGCCGUACCUGCGGCGGGACGGCGCCAACAGGCUGUGCCUGCUGCGGGCCGCCAGCCUGGUGGUGGGGCUGGACGGCUGUAUCAAAGCUGUGGGCCAGGCAGAUGUUAUUCGCAAUGAGUUUUCAGAAGCAUCGUUUGAAAGGAUAAUUGACUGCUCCGGCAAGUGCGUGUUGCCAGGCCUGGUAGAUGCACAUACACAUCCAGUGUGGGCUGGUGAUAGGGUUCAUGAGUUUGCAAUGAAGCUGGCAGGUGCAUCCUACAUGGAGAUCCACCAGGCUGGGGGAGGGAUCCACUUUACGGUGGAGCACACUCGGAAGGCCACGGAGGACGAGCUGCUGGCCACGCUGCGGCAGCGCCUGGGCCGCAUGCUCCGGGCGGGAUCCACCCUGGUGGAGUGCAAGAGCGGCUACGGCCUGGACCUGGACACUGAGCUCAAAAUGCUGCGGGCGAUUGAGCGCGCGCGGAGAUCCACCGACAUCGGCAUCUCCUCCACCUACUGCGGAGCUCACGCCGUGCCCAAAGGGAAAACUGCUACUGAAGCCACAGAUGACAUUAUCAAUAACCACCUUCCAAAACUGAAAGAACUCAAACUAAGUGGUGAAAUACAUGUUAACAAUAUAGAUGUGUUCUGUGAGAAGGGAGUCUUUGAUCUGGAGUCUACAAGGAGAAUACUUCAAGCUGGAAAAGAUAUAGGGUUACAGAUUAACUUCCAUGGUGAUGAACUGCAUCCGAUGAAAUCUGCUGAGCUUGGAGCUGAGCUGGGAGCCCGGGCCAUCAGCCACCUGGAAGAAGUUAGUGAUGAAGGUAUUGUGGCCAUGGCAAGAGCUAAGUGUGCUGCUGUCCUUCUGCCAACGACAGCCUACAUGCUAAGACUGAAGCAACCUCAAGCUAGAAAAAUGUUGGAAGAAGGUGUUAUAGUUGCUCUUGGCAGUGACUUUAAUCCUAAUGCAUACUGUUUUUCAAUGCCUAUGGUGAUGCACCUGGCCUGUGUAAACAUGAAGAUGUCAAUGAAUGAAGCACUGGCAGCUGCCACCAUUAAUGCAGCUUAUGCUCUGGGCAAAUCGGACACACAUGGCUCCUUGGAAGUUGGCAAGCAGGGGGAUCUUCUUAUCAUAAACUCAUCAAGGUGGGAGCACUUGAUUUACCAGUUUGGUGGACAUGAAGCAUUGAUCAACUACGUUAUAGUUAAAGGAAAAGUCAUCUAUGAAAAUGAGAGGUGUGAGGCAAUGAGCAGUUACUGA
Molecule: messenger RNA, 1314 nt
Organism: Camarhynchus parvulus
Lineage: Eukaryota; Metazoa; Chordata; Aves; Passeriformes; Thraupidae
Gene: AMDHD1
Product: amidohydrolase domain containing 1
Exons: 9
Coding region: 1-1314 (437 amino acids)
Cellular component (GO): cytoplasm
Molecular function (GO): imidazolonepropionase activity
Source: RefSeq, a predicted model, not a curated record